UGGACCGGGGUUCUUGCUUUUACCCCCGCGAGAGACACACAAACUCACCGGACAAAUAAAGCGUCAAAGGACAAAACGCCGGGUUUCAACGGAAAGCGCCCGUCACCGCUGUUUACCACAGCGGCGCUCGCAAGUGUGAUCUUCUUCAUCCUCCUCCUCCUCUUCCUUUCUGUCAGCAUAUCUUGAAAAACAGAUGCCCUGCUCGGGAAGUUACGGACUAAGCACGGAUAAAUUCUCCAAGUCGUCUUAUCCAAUUUCCAAGAAGCGCUCUCACCCGAAGGAUUUCUUCCUCUAUGAGCCAACUCUUCACUGACCUCAAAAAGCAACUCUUCAGCCGCUCCAGUGAGGAAACCUCCCCCAACUCAGAUCAAGGCUUCUGAGAAAUGAGCUGCCAAUGAAAUAUCUUCAAAGUAAUCUCUCAUCUGGCCCGGAGGUCUUCUAGAGGGUUGGACCUCCUCGCCAUCAUGAAAGGCUUAGGGACCAACCGCAGCAGACACCUGUCUGAGUCCUGCGACCCUUCUGCAGACCACUCAGAGGCCCUCUUUACUCAGAAGACCAGCACGCUUCCUCGCAGCCCUUACUUGCUGAGUCCCACAAUGGACCACUAUGGCACCAUGGACCCCCACCUUUACCCUUCAACCAACCCAGGCUCCCUUCCACCAGACUGUAUGCUGCCCCUCAACAACCAGCUGUCCAACAGCAGUACCUUUCCUGGGAUUCACUACAACUCCUAUGACCAGUCUGACUUUUCUCCUCCUGGGGACAGUAUUGGAGGAAUAAGCACAGGGACCUUGGGGACUUCCAUGUCCAUGGGCAUGGGAACAGGAAUGGGCAUGGCAGGACUGAGUGGACGAACACCUAUGAUUACAAGUGGCUCGGCAACAAUAUCGCAUCAUAUGACCAAGAACCAGACACCACCCAGUCUGCUUGAAUUUGAUAAGCAGCUACCUGGUGGCCGUGAUGGAUUCAGCACAUUGCAGUUUCAUCGAACAUCUGCCGCCGCUGCUGCCAAGCAGCGUACAGACAGUCCCGGUCGUAUUCGUUACAUGCUGCACUCAGUGCAGAAGCUCUUUGCAAAGUCGCAGUCACUGGAGAGCCACAACAUGAAAGGGAACGUUAAUGGACGCUCUACUGGCAGUGGUGGCGGCUCGUCCAGCACAGAGGAUGGAGGGAAGCACAAUCGCAGGUCCAAAAGUAAAGAUCGGGGUACAAAAUCAGAAGCAACUGCCAAGCGACGGCCUCGGUCCAACAUGUCAGGCUACUGGAGCUCGGAUGAUCUGGAUAGCAGCGAUUUGAGCAGCUACCACAACACCAUGGCCAUGAUGACUCUGGGGCGUCCAUCUGGUCCUGACAGCCACGGGGGGCAGAACAGAUACAUCCACAGUGGCUAUAACACUAUCAGUUCCUCUAAAACCAGCAGUGACCUGAAGUAUCAGGCACUUAUGGGGCCAGGGGGAGGAGGAGGUAGUGGGUUAGGCGGACCAGGAAGUUUGGUGAUGAAUGAUAGUGACUAUAUGAAAGGAGGGUCUUGGUCUACAUUAACCAUGGGCCAGCCAAGACAGGUUAUCCAGAAGGGCUCAGCUACUCUGGACAGGUCCAUGCUCAAGUCCAAAUCCUGCCAACAAGAACUAACCUGCAACUACCUACAGGUUGGAAGAAGGGGUGAUUGGAGCAGCUCAUUAGGUCGCAGCGGGGGUGCCAAUGAAAUCCCAUGCCGGCGGAUGCGGAGUGGUAGCUAUGUGAAGGCCAUGGGAGACAUGGAAGACAGCGAUGACUCUGAGGGAAGUCCCAAACCCUCACCAAAAACUGCUGCUCGCCGCCAGAGCUACCUCAGGGCUACCCAGCAGUCUCUGAGUGACCAGUUUCCCCCACGCAACAGAACCCUGGAUUACACCUUGUUGCAAGGGGAGCUAGAUGCCCUGUGGUCUCCACUCCACAGUGUGUCCUCUCUGCACCAGCUGGGCAGGUCAAUGAGCAGCUGUCUUCCAUCUCUCAGAGAGAUCUCAAAUAAUCGCAGCCUAGACAACCUAGACUGUAUUGGGGGUAUGAGCUCAUCUUUGCCACCGUGGGAUGACGAUGACUUCAGCCAGGCUUGCAGCACCCUGAGCAGACGCAUGGGACAGCUACGAGACCUGGAAAGGAGUCAUCAUUAUGAAGACCGCAGCUCAGAUUCUACAUUUAGAGAUUCCCGUUCCCAUUCUCAGGACAACUCAGAGCCUCCAGAUCUACCCAUGCCAACGUGCUUCCGAUCCCGCAGCCACAGCUACUUGAGAGCAAUCCAGGCUGGCUGUUCUCAAGAUGAUGACAUGGCAUCCAUCGACUCAGGCUGCUCCCCACCUCCCAUUGAUACCACUGUUCGCACCUACAGCACCAGCACUGACGACCUUUCUGCACAAUGGAAGACAUGGAAAGAACAGUUUGGCUCUUACCUGAUAGCCACAGGCUUGGACAAAGAACCAAAGGAGAAACAACUUGCAAUUUUUCUGCAGCGUUAUGGGACAGACAGACCCCGCAUCCUACCCCCACGCACAGUCUCCACAUGCAUAACCACUUGUAAGAAAGCUGCUCCUCCACCAGUGCCGCCCCGUACAACCUCCAAGCCCUACAUCUCAGUGACCGUGCAGAGCAGCACAGAAUCGGCCCAGGACAACUACUUGGACCAGCAGGACAGGAGGUCAGAGGUCAACAGCCAGUCUAGCCACGCUCAAAGCAAUUCUUCUGACAGCCUUGACAGCACCCGUGCCAACAGCCUGGCCCGGGGUAUUCCCCGCCCUCCGCACAUCAUCCCCACUCCCAUUGCUACCCCAAGAGAACCAAUUGCCCCCACCACUGCAAAUGCUUCCACUGAGACAAGUGACUCAGUAGUCCAGCAUGAAUCCCUAAAAUUGGGAUUUAAUAAAGGAAAUCUUGCAGCAGAGGAGCCCCUAGUAGCCCCGGUGCCCAGGCGGAAACUUUCCUCCAUUGGCAUACAGGUCGAUUGCAUUCAGGAAGUUGCACGAGAAGAGACUCCGCCCCUGACCAGAUUUCAAUCAAUUGGAGUACAGGUGGAGGACGGGUGGCAGCCCAGUCACUCCAGUAGCAUGGCCUCAAAACAAGAAACAGACUCAAUCACACAGCACAUCCCUGUCAUCUCCCAUGUCACUAAUGCCAAACACACUGAAAAGAAAGUCAUGGUCAAUUGUGCCAGCCAGUCCAUGAGCUCCCCUCCUGGACAAGACUCUUUAGACGGCGCCGACCCCGCCGGAGACACCUCUUCACCUCCACCUCCCAGGCAGAUUCUCAACCGCUCCACCACAAGAAGCAGCUCUUCCUCUUUCUCAGAAAGUCUAGACCCAGCAUUGGACCCCUCUUCUCUUCCACCGCCAGACCCCUGGCUGGACAGUGGGAAUGCCAAUAACAGCAGUGUCCCUCAGAGUGGAGGAGGGGGAACGCUGUGUCGGAGGGACGGCCAGUGGUUCUUGAAGCUGCUGCAGGCCGAGACGGGACGCAUGGAAGGCUGGUGCCAGCAGAUGGAACAGGAAACCAAAGACAACCAGCUCUCAGAAGAGGUGCUGGGGAAGAUUCGCAGUGCGGUAGGAAGUGCCCAACUCCUGAUGUCUCAGAAGUUUCAGCAGUUCCGGGGACUGUGUGAACAAAACUUGAAUACAAAUGCUAACCCACGCCCUACAGCCCAGGACCUGGCUGGCUUUUGGGACCUGCUUCAACUCUCCAUUGAGGACAUCAGCCUCAAAUUUGAUGAGCUCUACCAUCUCAAGUCCAAUGACUGGCAGCCUGUGACAUCUGCAGCUGCCCAGUCAACCCCUGAGCGGAAGGGCGAGGAGAAGGUGGCCCCUCCAGCGUCAAAGAAGCCUGGUAAGGCACGACCACCACUGGGCCGCGAGAAGAGUGCCGACUCUUCAUCCAACUCUUCCUCGGCCUCGGCGGAAAAACAGCGACAAGAGGCUCGCAAGCGUCUGCUGGCUGCUAAGAAGGCUGCCUCAUUUCGCCAGAACUCGGCCACAGAGAGCGCAGACAGCAUCGAAAUUUACGUCCCUGAGGCCCAGACUCGUCUCUGAGAGAAACUGUGAGAGAGGACCGUUGGGUUGUAACAAAGGACAGAUAAGUGUCACUGAAACACCUGGAGAAAGGAGAGGAAGCGUUUGCAAUGUAAAUGAGCCAUCUCAGUAACGAUGGGUACCGGUGGAGGGAAAGGGGGGGAGAAGGCUUCCAGUGAACAGGGGCUGGUGGGUUUUGACACAUUCGUACAUUAAUAGGCUGGUCCUGGUGACUUCAAAGAAUAUUAAAUUAAACCGCAAAUGAAACAUUGGAUAUUCCCUGGACCCAACGGACUUUGAAGCAGGAAACUCCUCAUUUGAGUCUGCCAUUGAAAACCUCAGCUGAUGAACUUUGUCUUUUCUUGUUACUGUUCUUGAUAUUAAUGAAGGUAUUGUAAUAAUGAAAAUUAUAUCCUAAAGAAUCUAUAUGAAGACUGUUUUAAAUGUUCUUGUAUCUUGGCUAUAAGAUAUUUUAAGUAGACAGAAGAGCAAGCGUUAAUGCUUUUCUGUCUUCCAUCGUCCUGCUCGCUUCCCAGAUCAUUGGCCAUCUUGUAGCUUUGCACAACACCGCCUUGUGGCCAUCACAGACACUGCACACACACUACAGACUCGCAUAUGUGCGUCUUCCUCGUAUUUGUUUGUUUACUUUAUUCACCGUUUGAGUUAUAUAAAUUUCAGUUUAGGUCAGGAUAUUUUGAAUAGCUUUGCUAUAAUGAAACUGCAAGUCAGGUUUGAGUGGGGUAUCUAUACAGUUCCUAGCACUUACCUUUUGAAUACGAGCACAUCCCAGUAAUAAGAUAAAGCUUGAGGACAUUUUAGGAUAUGCACUAUCACUCAAAAGUUUGGGAUUAACUGUGAAAUGUUUUUGUGAGAGAAGCUCAUUUGUUUGAAUCUAAUUUAGCACUGACCUGCAGAAAUGCUGUAAAUGACAGUGAUGCAUUCAUAUGUCUGUCAUGCAGCGGCCCAUUAUCAGCAACCUUCACUCCUGUGUUCUAACUGCUUGUUAUGUCCCCUAAUGCAAGUUCAUCAUAUUAAAAGGAUAGUUAAUUUUAAGGAAACCUCUUUUAGUUAUGUUAGCAUAGCUGCUAAUACUCGUGCUGUUAAUAGAAGAAACACAUUUGGCUAGUUUAGUAGCUGGAGCUGUUGUUUCUGUUACCGUCUCAUUUUUACCAAAAAAAGUACUUUCCUCUGAAACAUGUCGAGGUAUUCUCACCUUCUAAAAAAAUAUAUAUAUCUAUUCAUACAAUGUUUUGUCCCACUGCCUGCUCAGAGAUGUGCAAACUGGCUCUGAACAGAAUAGAAAGAAUUGGGUGAGCUCAGCAGAUCAUUGAGCAAAGAGACAUAAAUCAAUGUUUUAGAAAGCCUUCAGUUGACAGCUUCAUUAAACGGUGCUGGUUUGUGAAAAGAAUAGUGCACACUGAUAGAUGACAUUUUCCAAAUGUAAUAGCUGCAAAAUCCUAGAGCAAAAACAGGCUGAUUUGUAUCAGAAAGUUCCUUCUUUUCUUUUCUUUUUUUCCAGGAGCAUUUUGAGACAACAAUAAAACCCAUAAAGGCCGAUUCAUCAGACCCUUAAAUAGCCAAUAUUUUAAUGAGCACUGCAGUUUUUAGAUGUUCUAACAUAAUCAAAGAGCAUAAAAAUACCAGGUUUGCUUCUUAUGUUAGCAAGUAGAGCGGUCACACAGUUUAUCUGAAAAGCACAACUCGACACUCUGCAUCUGAAGAUCCACGGUGUCACUUUUCUUCCCCCAUGUGAAACAUGCAGUUCUCAGCGAAAACAGUCAGGAGAAAAACAUCUAUUUAUAGUCAUAUUCUUAACCUAGCAGGGCUGUGACUGAUAUUUUUCACUAUAAUGUAAAGAUGUGGAAUAUGUCUGGAAAAAAAUAUCCCAAAUAUUAUUUCUAUAAUAUUUAUAUUCUAUAAUAAUUAUCUGAUGUAAUUAUGGACGAGUGUACGUCUGUCUAUAGUUAUAUCAGAAACACAGUGAAGGCUAUAAUUCUAUUAUUAUUAAUAAGUUACCUGAAUAUUUGGCAGAGGACAUUUUUCCUCUUGCGUUCUUUCUUUCUAAACUGACAGCUGUGUGUGAAGCACAGCACUUCAGUGAUGUAGCUGUCAUGCAUAGGUAGGUAUUGUGCCCUGAGCUGCACUCUUUUAACAAUAUAACAUGCAAUUGGUGAUGUAAUGUGGCACUCGAACACAGGAUUGGUGCUGUAAAUGGACCCUUGCACACCUUUUUAUAUAUAUUCCAAAAAUCAUAUAAUAUUUAAUGACUUCAUUAAUUCAUUAUUUUAAAACAUUUUUGCAAAAUUUCAUGUUAUACAGUACUUAAAAAUUUAUUAGACCGCCAACCAAUGUUAAGGUUUAUGCCACAGCUGCCCUAAAUUAACAUUAUUGGUACCAUCUUUCUGUAAUGGUUAAUCCACCAGUACGCUUAAACUCUUACAUUGAACAUAUUUUUAAUGUUAGAAUAUAAUUAUUGUUCCAUUUUCAAAUUUACGGUUUUACAAAAAAAAGCAGAAAAAAAUGGUAAAGCACAUGAUUUUUUUAAUUAUUACGAUACCAGAUUACAGUUAUUUUCUUGCAUUCCUGAACAGAAAAAUGAGUUUUAGUGGUUGAAGUUUAUGCUUGAUUCAUUUCUGACAGCGUGCCGGCUCCAAUUUGGGUAUAAAAACAUGAAUUCAGUUCAGUGAAUUCAAAAACUUUGAGAUUUAAACAAGUUUUUGUCAGAUUUCUAAAAUAUUUGGGGUUUUUUUUUUAUGACAGAUGAUGUAAUACAUUUUUAAGCACUGUAUAAACUAAUGCUUUAUUAUUUCAUAAGAAUGUGAAUAUUUCUAAAUUACCCCCAAACUUUUGAGGGGGAAUGUUCAUCCCUGAGAAUGCCAGUGGGAAUAAUACACAGAAUAUUUAUUCUUAUUGUUGGGAAAAACAUCUUUCACUCCUUUUUGUUUUCCUUUUUUUUCCCCACUACACUUGGAUUUUAUAUUUGUGCUGUAACUGCAGUUACAUAAAUAUUUGACAUCUUUAAGUGCUUCUGUUAACCUCCAUUUAGAAUUCAUGCAGCAGGCAGAGUGUGCAGGAGUUUCCAGGAGUGUUUUUGAUUUAUUUUGCUUCCCAUCUAAGUUCAUUGUUACCACCACCACCCCCCCCCCCCCAAAUUCUCAAGAGCACCUAAAAUACCUGCACUUUUUUUAAUUCAAAGAAAACUUUCUUAUUAAAGCAUUACAUGCAUUAGUCAUUGUGUUUUCAUCAUUUAUUCAGUUGCUUUUUUCUCCCCACUGAAGACCGCAUAAGCCAAAGAUGAAUUCACUGUUUUAAAUUCAUCUUGUGUUUAAAUGUCAGCUGCAAGUAACUCAACAGUCGACUGUGAAAAUAGAUGAAGUGCACUGUAGCCAUAGCAACAUAUACAUUAAAGAUUUUGAUAAGCCCAUGCUUGAACCGGCCAUCGCUUCUGGUCCGAGACUCUCCACUUGGUUCAUGAACUAAAAAGCUUCAUUUCUGAGGCCUGUAGGGCAACAGUGGUUGAAACUAAAUUGCUUGCAUUGCUGUCCUGUUUUGCAUGAAGGGGAACGCAUCUCGUUGAUGGCGCAUAUUCCUCCACUUUAGAUUUUUACACUGCAAGUAGCAUACCCAGCCAGAGAGUCACCCCUGACAUGCCUUAGAUCAACCGCUGUCGCUUGCCUUUCUUACACUCUCAGUUGGUAAGCAAACAAACCCCAACUGUCCUCUCCUAAUUACUUGCCACUGACCUUAGCAUUGCAAUUCCUGUUUCUCACAUGCUGUGAACCAGAAGUGCAUAAUUUGAAUUGGAAAUGCCCAGUAACUAGCACUUUUUACUCUUGAUUGCUCGCCAUUCUUUACCUGUUGUGCUUGCCUGCUGGGGAUGUCUAUCAGCCAGAAAAAUGGCACAGAGGUGUCAAAAGUUGGCUCCGUGAUGGCUGUCAGUACCCCCUUCUCCUUGAGUGGAGUGAAUAGGGCCAUUAACAUCUGAGACCUACAGUGUGACUCAUACUUGGUUGUUGGCUUGAUUUAAUUUCUGAGCGUCUGGAAGAACUCGUCUGACGAAAUGUUUUGCUAAAAUAAGCAUAGUUGUCUCUUUUAUGUGUAAACAGGGUGGCUUCUAGAUGACAGUGUCUUCACUCUGUGCGCCCACUGCCAUGAUUUACAAUACUUAAUAAUUAUGUAAUAGGUUACAUAAUUUCAUAUAUCAUUUUUCUCAUUUUCUCAAAUAUUUUUCCACAGAUUGCUUGCUUGCACAAAACUGUAGGACUUGAAUGCAGAUAAAACACAAAUGUGGCAUCGCCAAUGCACUAAAGGAAGGAGGGCAGAAACAGAGAAAGUUGUUCCAUGAUCAGCCUGCUGAUGUGUGUGUGUGUGUGUGUGUGUGUGUGUGUGUGUGUGUGUGUGUGUGUGUGUGUGUGUGUGUGUGUGUGUGUGUGUGUAAAGCCAAGACAUGUAAGUGGGGUACUUAAAAAGACAAAAGAAAGCUCAUCUCAUACAUUUAAACAAAGCCGUUCUUUAGCACACAAAUAAUCACUGAGGCACACCUAACUAUUUCCUGGUUUCUAGGUUUAUCAGUGAUGUACUCAGUGGCACUGUGGGGGGGUUGGGGGAGUGUUCCUGUAAAACUAUUGAUUUUUAUGGGUGAUAAUGAAUGUGGUUUUGUUGAGCACUAAACACAUGAUGGGUUUCAUAUCAGAGCAUAUGCUUGAUGAGCAGUCUUUUGUUUUUCUUUUUGUUUUUGGUCAAGUUUCAUUUUGGGAAGUCAGUUUUGAUACUUGUAUCCAGUUGCAUAUUUACAUGUGUUUCCUUCAAACGGUGUGAAUCUAGUGAAACUAACCCCAUGCAGCACUCUGAAGACAGGAAAAAAAGAGAAAGCUUAAAAAAAAAAAAAAAAAAAAGCUCUUUAGCAUCCCUUCCUUGUUUCUUUGAGUUUGGAAUAGAACUGGGAAAGGGGGUGAGGGGCACAGGCAAUACUCUUAAACACGAGAGAUAUGAUGUAGCAAAAAGUGUCUGUAAAAUACUAGAACAAAUAUUUUAUGAAGCAAGCACAUAUUUUAAAUCUGUUCAUUAAACUACUCUAUAGGCUGUGUGUAAUUUGAGGUUUGUGGGUUUAGUGAAACUGGUUGUACUGUCUGAGACAAAGUUGUGAGUGAGUGGAUGUGUUCAUAAAGUGAGAUUUUACCUAGAUUCUUGUCACUAUACUCUGGUAAUAUUUAAAGUAUAUGCGCAAUACUGAGUAAAAGGGUUGUUUGAUAUUAAGAUGAAACUAAUAAUCUUGCAUUCCCCCACCCCCUGCUUCUUUAAAAUGUCUUCUGUAAAUAAGAACACAGUCAGACUAAAAUCCCCAUCUUUUACAAUGCCAUAGAGCUGUUUAUACUAUUUCAAGGUUGUUCAGAUGUAUAAUGCAGAGACCUAAAAUUCAA
Molecule: messenger RNA, 9454 nt
Organism: Archocentrus centrarchus (flier cichlid)
Lineage: Eukaryota; Metazoa; Chordata; Actinopteri; Cichliformes; Cichlidae
Gene: dlgap4b
Product: discs, large (Drosophila) homolog-associated protein 4b
Exons: 15
Coding region: 465-4055 (1196 amino acids)
Biological process (GO): signaling
Cellular component (GO): postsynaptic specialization; glutamatergic synapse
Molecular function (GO): molecular adaptor activity
Source: RefSeq, a predicted model, not a curated record